Molecule: messenger RNA, 6059 nt
Organism: Marchantia polymorpha subsp. ruderalis
Lineage: Eukaryota; Viridiplantae; Streptophyta; Marchantiopsida; Marchantiales; Marchantiaceae
Source: the annotation of a GenBank genome assembly
ACGCAUUUCCGGAUAGAAUUUGCGCUCAGUCGGAUCAGACGAGGCGGUUCUCGGCCAGUGCCGCAGGUGCGGCGGGCAUGAGAACACAGACGUCGUACGCACGCCCAAGAGAGAGAAACAAGGAAAGAAACAAGGAGACCAAUCUUGGAAGGCUUUAUAAGUCCGGAGUUCGUCGUCGAGGCUUGAUACGUGUGCAGUGGCUUGUGGAUGGAAUCGCUUCUGGUGUUGAUGGCAUGGGGGCGAACGAAUGAAUACGAUACGUGGUGAAAUAAAUUGCGAGUGGCUCUUACUGUCCACUGUUGAGGCCCCGACCACAAGAGCAUGAUCGUCAGAGAAAGAGAGUUUGCUGCUGUAGCAAGAAACUGUAGAGGGGUCAGCAUGCCAACCACUGGUGGGUGCCUACAAGUCAGUCGAUUGAUCCGAGGCCGGAUGAUCACGAUAAAAACUCUGUUGUCUUCAAACGUGCCUAGACUCGCGAAAAUUGGGGAGUAGAAAGCUCAUGGAGAGUAUAGCGUGGCAUUUUUUCAUGUGGACGCUGGAUUUGAGGGGUGGCAUUCUCGCAGCGGAUGGUUCUCCCCGGCCUACGUCCUCGUCUAAAGACGCUGACGCGCUGCAAAUGAAUUGGAGCGCUCGCGCCUUUGACAGGUUCGGGCGAACGAUGCUCGAUGCAGCGCAAGGAUUACAGAGAUGGGACGGCUCGUCGAUCUCCGGUCUAGCUCCUCUGCGCUGCUGUUGCUGGUUUUCUGAGAGUAGUCACUCUGAUGUUGCCCAAUUCUCUUGAUCAUACCGAACUGAAGUCGCAGACAUUGAGAGCUCGGGUCGCCAAAACUGGCGGCUGAUCCGUACAAGCUAUUCAUGCAUCUGUGGAUCGGUCUUGCUAGAUACUCCAUCGAGUCCACAUGCUCUGUCUGUCCUUCGUACGAGUCGGACUGUGGCAGUAUGGUGUGUGGAGCCAAGUUCGGUGGUCGAAACGCGAAAUUCGGUGAACAAUGUUCGAAUAUGAUUAAGUACCCGGGUGCAGAAGCUCUGUAGUGGACUGAAAUGUAGUGUAAGUGAUGGCCGGGAGCCUUUACGAAGCCGACUGGAACACUGGAGCACCGAGAUGCGAGCUCAAGUGGAGGGUCGGCAGCUUACGCUGGUUUUAGACUGUGAAAGGAGAAUAACUCGGGGCAGAUGAUACGAAGAAUUAUUCGACGUCCUCAUGGAAACUCUAGCGUCAGCUAUCGCUGCUAUACCUCCAGCGUCGCACAUCAUCAAGCAUCUCUAUUUGAGAAGCAGAUUGCCUCGGAGGGCUGGGGAUGUUACGGUCUGCACCCAUUGCUCCCUUGACAGGUUGGAGAGGCUUGAAGCUCAAACCAAAUGCUGGAGUGGGGUGAUAUGCGCUGCUGUGAUGGUUCCCUGUCCCUGCUCCCCAGCUUCUAUUCGUCUUGCUGCAAAGCGGGUGCGCGCUUUACACGCAAAAGUGGAGGAUGGUCCUGGGCUUUGUCGACUAGACAUUGUUCUUGUUUGUCAUCGACGGAGGCGUACAUCAGUUGUUUCCUGCGCGGACCCUUGGCAAUAUCCUAUUAACGCUUUGCGAAAUGUAGCGCUACGCUUUGCCGCAACAGAGCUGGUUUUACUCCUUGACGUGGAUCUACUUCCAGGUCUUGGUAUACAGGAGGAGCUUUGGAAUCAUGAUGUGUAUGCUGGAUAUCAUCGAGCAUGCACUGAACUGAGAAGGGUUAUUGUUCUACCUGCGUUACAACAGGUUUCUCCUUCAAGAGAAUCAUCUCCUAUAAGGCAUGAAAUUCAGGCCGGGCUUAGCAUUGUUUCUUCCGGAAAGGCCCACGUAGUGAAAAUGUGGGAGCAAGGAACUGUGAGAGUUUUUGCUUCACAUGUAUACCCACUGGGUCAUGGAUCAACAGAUACUGAGCGAUGGCUUUCAUCAGUUGCAAUGUAUCAGGUCCAAUACAAGGAUGGAUAUGAACCUUAUCUGCUCUGUGCUCGUCGUUUGGUGCCAUGGUAUGAUGAGCGCUUCAUCGGCUACGGAAGGAACAAGGUCAUACAUGCUUUUCAUGUAGCGAGCUUGGAUUUCAGGUUUUGGGUACAUCCUGACUGGUUUGUGGUGCAUGUGGAUCAUCCACUGUCCCCAGCCUGGAUCAAAACUUUGGGUCCUGAUCCUCGUGCCAGCCAGCGACUUCGGGAUGUGAAAUCACUGUAUGAUGCUGUGAAAUCUGAGCUUGUUUCGCGAGCGACGCACACAGGAAUUUGCCUCUCUCCUGGAAUAUGCGCUUGGGAUGUACCCUCUCCAAGAUCUUCAAGAAUACGUCACAGUCUUCCUCCCUACUUGUGGUCCAAAGCAACACACCGGACUAUGAGAGAGGAGAAAAUGGGGCAUUGGAGCUGUGCUGAUAAGCCUCCGGAUACGCUUAUCAAGAGUAGUACUCCUGAGUACAUGGAGGCUUUACAUGACCUGCGUUACCACUACGGUACUUCAAAACUUCGUCCAGUUAGUGGCACUUGGCCAUUGCGAAGCAAAUUGCCCAGAAGAUCCAGAGAUAUCACACUUGUCACUGUUGCCACAUGGGACCGCCUCCAACGGCUGUCAGCACAGUGUCGUGUGUGGAAAGGGGUCAUAAGUGCUGCUAUAUUUGCUCCUCAUAACAUCGACGUCGAAGCUCUGAAGGCAGACGUACUAAGUUUACAUGACGAGGUUGAAAAGGCGAGGAGAUGUCGGCUGGAUAUUAUUCUUUUGGAAUCAGCUGUGGUCGAAAGGCGUUCUUGUUGCUGCCAGGUGCCAGGAGUUUUACCUAUGUGCAAUUGUACAACUAAACAGUACUCUACCAUUGAGCUCUGUCCCAUAAAUGCUUUGCGAAAUGCAGCCUUGGAACUCGCAAUCACAGACCUUGUGCUUCUGCUAGAUGUUGAUCUUCUGCCUGCUUCUUCUCUCAACGAGUGCUCAGACGAUGAACAGCAGUACAAGUGUCUUUGGAGAAUGGCGUCUGAAGAGAAAACUGCCAUGGUUGUUCCCAGCUUUCAGUUUUCAUGGAAGAAGUUUACGACCUCAACAAAUCUACCGCUUACACAAUCUACAGAUGUAGAUAUCUCAGAUGAUGAGAUCGGAAGUUAUCUACCAAGUGUAGCCAGAGACUCCUUCUCAGAGUACGACGAAGAGGAGUUGCAGAGACAGGGUAGAUCUCUUGCUAGUCUUCGUCAACAAGCUGCUGUGAUAUCUCGUGCAGAGAGAAUAGCAGAACAAGGUGUCGAUGCUAUCCGGAAGGGAUUGGCAGACGGUUGGGUCUGUGGUUUCCAUUUGAAACAUUAUCCCUGUGGCCAUGGACCGACAGAUUUCGAUCGCUGGAGGGAAGUAUCUCAAGCAGAUGCAAAGAUGACCAUAUGUUGCGCUGUCUGCCGGUCAUAUCCUGUCCCGUAUGAAGAAGGUUUCGAACCAUUUGUCAUCUGCUCAAGAGAAUCAAUACCCAGAUUCGAUGAGCGGUUUAGAGGAUAUGGCUAUGAUAAGGUUUCGUUUGUUCAUCAUCUACAUCUAUUAAGAUUUAAGUUUAGGGUGCUUUCGCACACAUAUUCCUUAAACAUCCCCCAUGCAAAGUCUUCGGACUGGAUGAAAACGUUCGGUCCAAGUGCAGACGUUCUACAGCACAUUCGAGUGAAGUCUUUGUAUCAGCGGUUCAAGCGUGAAUUGCAGCUGAAGACAAGCACCACUAUUUUCUUAAGCAAUACCGGGGACUUCUCCUCAUGGGAUUUGAGGGGUCCUGAGAACAGUUUCACGGAGUUGAGAUCAACAGGAGACCAGCAAAUUUUCAAAAGUUUAGUGUGCGCCGGAGGAAAGUAUAGCAAGCCUGUGGUCGAGGGCUUGCAUCUUGGGUGGCAAGGAACCAUCAACCCUCUUUCAAGUGGAAAACAUACCCCUCUAGUUGAACAUCUUGGAAAACACGGUUCAACAAAUCUUGAAGAGGAGGCCGAGAUCAGAGCGGCAAAUGAUUCAAAAGAAGUUUCUAAACCAGAUGUCUUGCAUCAGAGAAAGAUUCCUACUUGUAAAGAUUACGACACAGAUGAACCUCCCAGGAGGAAGGCAGAAACCAAAGGUGAAAAAGUUGUGGGCUGUUACAGUCUGAGCCUUGGGUUUUGUGCCGAUUUGAAAGAACGUUGGGUGGAUGGGAAAAAAAGAAAUCGAGAUUCUCCCCGAGUAAUAUGGAGGGAUUCCAUUCCACGUGAUCAAGGAGGAUCUUGCAGACAGGACGAAUUUCAAUGGGAUAAUUCGAAAUGGAAGUUGAAAGGUAGUGCGGACAGCUUGGGAAACUGCUCCGUAGUGAAACUACUGCUUAAGGACGGUGAAGUUGAAGGAGAAGAAUGUGAAGAUGGGGCACACCGGUUACGAGUGUCGAUGUCAGCCGGGUCAUGGAGUCCUCAGGCCUCUCGCGAGGCCGGAAUCACCACCGGAGGAAUCGCAGUUCGUUCGUUGCUUCCCGUUAGGGCUGUGAGGGAAGUAAUGAUGCGGUAUAUGGUAAGGUUCCCUAGCUCUUUUCAGUGGGUUAAAGGCGGAGCUCUUCCAGGACUCUGGGUCCAUGAUCUAAUACAGACUACUUUUGGAUGGCGUCGAGCUGGGAAAGGUCAGUUCUCGCCAGUCUUAAUCGGACCCGGACUCCCAGAGAAAACACCUCCGAAGAAUCUUCCAAAUAUGUCAAGGCCAUUCUACUUUGUGGCUGGUAGAUGGCAUGCCAUCCAAAUAGCAGUCUCUGUCACCGAUCACGGGCUUGAUUCUGAUUUAGAAGAAGAAUCCGAUUUUGAGGAUGCAGACGACGGGAAGGACGCUGACAGCAACCUGGAUGAAGAAGACACCACUAAAAGAGUUCCUUUUCCAUACACUCUUGAUUUUGAAAGUGUCAAACGUGGUGCAGUUCUUGAGAUAGAGGCGUCUGUUGAUUUCGAGCCUGUGUCCAAAGUCACAUACGCACCUUACGUAAGGAGGUUACCGAUCGAGAGCAGUUUCUGUCGUGAACGUGGAGCUCCUAUGGGUCUAAUUAUGUCUUGCUACUUCGGUGGAAAAACUCAAGACUGGGCAACACCAGUUGACACUCACAUUGAUUUCCGCCAGUUUCAAGUUUGGACUGAUUAAUGGUGAGAUCCAAGGGAAGGAGCAAAAAAGUGAUGGACGACACACUACUUCUAAAGAUGCAACAGUUGCAAGUUUUGUUUCAGUGCUGGUUGACAAAAGACUAUGGAGCAAGGCACAGGUAACGUCUAAGUCGCAGCAUGUCAGUCAAUUCUUCGACUAGCUGGGGUCUCGACCCUCAGAUUUCUUCAACCUGUCCAUUGGGGAAAAUGGCACCGAUCAGUUGGCGUUGAUUGAUCGUUUUUGUGAGAAAUGUCUCGGCGGAUUCUUAACCAAACCCCGGGGCUACAAGGGUUCAGUCUGAUUCCUGACCAGUUCCAUACAUUCCCCUCAUAAAUUUUUCUACAUACAUACCACUAGGGUAUAAGAGGCAAAUUAGUGAGUAUACAUAUCCAGAAUAUUCAUAGGCUUCCAACGGAAAGAGGUGUACUCACAAGGCUAUCUUGAGGUUCCGUUCCGACAGUUCUGUACCAUGUUACAAUGGUAGUAGGAAAAUUUACAUAUACAUGGUGACUGAUAGUUGCACCUUUUACUUUCAUUUUGAAGCAAUAACUUAGUCACCUAACCUAACUUCAUAUUUAGCUUAAGAAGUGGGUUGGACUUGGUCAGAUCCUCCCACUUGGGUAUGAUAGUUCUUCUCUUGAACAACUGUGUAGUUGCCCAAAUUUCUUUAAACCUAUAGUAGUUGAACUUUAUUGAAAACAAGCAGUUCCGGAGAAAUUCGGUCAGGGUGAGGUUAUAGCAGUGUCUGCCUGUGUACCGAGGCGCUCCUGUUCGAGCUUGCCUGAAAUAACUGAUUCCUGUAAAGAAGGAGCUUUGCUUUAUCUUGAGAGCAAGCCUAGAGAGCAUUUUGAUCAUUUACCGAUGUCCAUGCAAGCAUGGUUUCAGCUCAAUCGAGCUGAGUGUUAGUCACAACCAUAAACAAGGUUGACAUUUGCACUUCACACCC